AUGAAAAAUAUUUUGUUUAAAUAUUUAUUAUUUUUAAUAUUUUUAUUUAAUGUCGAAUCUUCAAAAAUUUUAGUUUUUAGUCCAACUAUAAGUCGAAGUCAUAUGAUUUCCAAUGCCCGAAUAGCUGAUACUUUAGCUAGUGAUGGACAUAAUGUUACCCUUUUAGAAGUUGAAUUUCUUGCAAAGGUGGGAGAGUUAAAUGCUUCAAAAGUUGCAAAUACACUAUUAGUGCCGGGUCAAUUUAUAGAUCCAAAAGAAUUUAAUUCAUCCAUGAUAGCUGAAAUGUCAUUUAAGAAUGUUUUUUUACCUAUGGAUUUUCUAGUUGGUACUAUUUUACAAACAUCUUUCAAUAUUGCUUGUGAAAGUAAGUUAAAGAGAUAG
This is a messenger RNA of Meloidogyne enterolobii, 381 nucleotides long. The record is from the annotation of a GenBank genome assembly. Lineage: Eukaryota; Metazoa; Nematoda; Chromadorea; Rhabditida; Meloidogynidae.